Messenger RNA from Osmerus eperlanus (European smelt), 3690 nucleotides. RefSeq names its product two pore segment channel 1 (gene tpcn1). Gene Ontology annotation, molecular function: voltage-gated channel activity; monoatomic ion channel activity. The record is from RefSeq and is a predicted model, not a curated record. Gene Ontology annotation, biological process: monoatomic ion transport; transmembrane transport. The transcript is spliced from 27 exons. The coding region runs from base 671 to 3178 and encodes 835 amino acids. NCBI's taxonomy places the organism in Eukaryota, Metazoa, Chordata, Actinopteri, Osmeriformes, Osmeridae. Gene Ontology annotation, cellular component: endosome membrane; lysosomal membrane.
UUUCUUGCGAAAAUGAACGGUCCAACAUGAAGGACAGUUAGACUAGCUUAUAUUAAAGUAGUUAUUCAAAUAUGAUAUAUCUUUGGCUCCGAAUAAUAUUACCAAACUUAGGAAUCAAACAUUGUAUGGUUUAAUUUUAUAGCUACGGUAGCUAGUACUUCACAAGUCUCGUACAAAGUUAUUGGAAGUCAAAUGAUGAUGGACAGUUAUAAGGCCAGCCUGGCGUGCUGGUCAGCGACAGAUGUCACUAAGUACAAAUCAAGCAGCAUCAAAUCAGCUGAACUAGCUAGCUAACCAAAUUGAGUUAGCUAGCUAGCGAUUCGAUUGAUUCACAAGCGCUUCAUUUGAGGAACUUAUCUUCCUAGCUAGCUAACUAGUUUAAAGUCCAAAGUUCUUAGGGUAAAUUAAUGCAAUAUUGCUCGCUGGCUAGCACAACAUAGCUAAGAGAUAGCUAGACUUGCUAAGUUUGAGAAGUCGACUGUGUAUAGCUAGUUAGCUAGCUAGGAGUUUAAUGUCCCUGACGACAUGCUAGCUUUCUAGCUAGAAUACCUUGCGUAGGAAUGUUUUUGGUAACAGCUUCUAGCUCCUUUUAAAACUAAUGGGCUAUUAGGAAGAUAGUUGAGUGGAAUACAUUUCUUAGAUCUUCACAUCUAUCAGAACUCUGGCCAUAAUGGAGGCCAGUGAUGACGAUGUGCCCCUCAUCCUAACCUGGGACGAUGCGAACAGCGGUUUGCUAAGCGAUGAGAUGGAGAGAGGAGACACGGAGAGAGGCGAUGAGAAUGGAGGAGGAGGCUAUGACAUUGCGAACAACGCUGUGAUUCCCACGCCGGGACCACAGAACCACAGGCCCCAGAAUGCAUCACUGCGACAUAGCUGGGAGAUGAAUUACCAAGAAGCAGCUAUCUACCUGCAGGAAGGAGAGAACAAUGACAAGUUCUUCACGCAUCCGCGGAGCCCCAAAGCGCUGGCUGCUUACCUGUUUGCCCACAACCACCUGUUCUACAUGAUGGAGCUUCUCACAGGGCUGCUGCUCAUGGUGCUGUCGCUGUGCGAGGCCCCCGCCGUCCCCUCGCUACGGCUCGACGUCUACGUCCACGCCACGCUGGAGCUGCUGGCCCUGGUCAUGGUGGCCUUCGAGCUCUGCAUGAAGCUGCGCUGGCUCGGCUUCCACACCUUCAUACGCCACAAGAGGACCAUGGUGAAGACUUGUGUGUUGUUGCUCCAGUUCGUGGAGGCCAUAGUGGUUCUGAUCCGCCAAACGUCUCACCUCCGCGUGACCCGGGCUCUCAGACCCAUCUUCCUGGUGGACUGCAGAUACUGUGGCGCUGUCCGCAGAAACCUGCGUCAGAUCUUCCAGUCCCUCCCACCUUUUAUUGACAUUCUUCUGCUGCUGCUCUUCUUCAUGGUUAUCUUUGCUAUCCUGGGUUUCUGUCUGUUCUCCCCAAACACUGCUGAUCCGUACUUCAGCACUCUGGAGAACAGCAUUGUCAGUCUGUUUGUGCUCCUGACCACAGCAAAUUUUCCGGACGUAAUGAUGCCGGCGUACUCAAGGAACCGCUGGUCCUGCGUCUUCUUCAUAGUCUACCUCUCCAUAGAGCUGUACUUCAUCAUGAACCUGCUCCUAGCUGUGGUGUUUGACACCUUUAACGGGGUGGAGAAGAUGAAGUUCAAAUCCCUGCUGCUACACAAGCGCUCCGCCAUCGACCACGCCUUUCAACUACUGGUCAGCCGGCAGAGGCCGAUGGGUGUGUCGCUGAAGCAGUUUGACGGUCUGAUGCGUUUCUACAGACCACGGAUGUCUGCCAGGGAUCGCUUCCUCACCUAUAAGGCUCUGAACACAGCUGGGGCACCUAUGCUCAGCCUGGACGACUUCUACAAGUUCUAUGAGGUCAUCGGACUCAAGUGGAAGGCACGGCGGAGUGGGGAGCACUGGUUUGAUGACCUUCCAAACACCACCUUUCUCAUCUUCAAAGGCAUCAACAUGCUGGUGAAGUCGAAGGCCUUCCAGUACACUAUGUAUGUGGUGGUGGCUUUCAACGGUGUGUGGAUCCUAGUGGAAACCUACAUGCUGAACAGUGGAUACUCCUGGUCCCGUGCCGUCCCUUUGAGUUACAUUAUCUUCCUCACCAUCUACGGCGUGGAGGUUCUGCUGAAGAUCACAGGCCUGGGACCCAUGGCCUACUUCAGCUCUGGCUGGAACCUGUUUGACUUCUCCGUCACGGUGUUCGCCUUUCUGGGCUUGAUUGCUCUGGCCUUCGACAUGGAGCCUUUCUACUUCAUCGUGGUGCUCAGGCCACUGCAGCUCCUCAGGCUGUUUAAGAUCAAGCAGAGGUACCGAAACGUUUUGGACACCAUGUUUGAACUCUUCCCCAGGAUGGCCAGCCUGGGCCUGACCCUCAUCAUCUUCUACUACUCCUUUGCCAUCGUGGGGAUGGAGUUCUUCGCUGAUGUCGUCUUCCCAAACUGCUGCAACACCAGUACGGUAGCAGACUCCUACAGACAGAUCAACGUCACCGUGGGCAACAAGACGGUCCUGGAGGAAGGCUACUACUAUCUCAACAAUUUCAAUAAUAUUCUCAGCAGCUUCGUUACUCUGUUUGAGCUCACGGUGGUCAAUAACUGGUACAUCACCAUGGAAGGAGUGACGUCCAUGACCACUCACUGGAGUCGCCUCUACUUCAUGACCUUCUAUAUUGUUACCAUGGUGGUGAUGACCAUCAUCGUGGCGUUCAUCCUGGACGCGUUUGUGUUCCGUAUGAACUACAGUCGCAAGAACAGAGAGCCUGUGGAGGACCCGGAGGAUGAGAACGGCAUCGUGUUUGAGGCGGAGGUGAGUCGUGACGAGGCUCUGACCACUCUGGAGCUGUACAAGCAGACCAGCCCUGGACUGUCCUCCCUCAACUCUCUACAGGGAGUCCUGCUGGCCAUGGACCGCAGCGGGCACUUGUCUCUGGUGUACCUGGGGCGGAGGUCCAGGACCAAGAGUGACCUCAGCAUGAAGAUGUACGAGGAGGAGAUCCAGGAGUGGUAUGCUGAGUACUCCAGAGAGAACCUGCCCCAGACAGACUGUAUCGUGGAGAGACCGCUGGAGAGACUGCUGGAGAGACCGCUGGAGAGCCCCGGCCCGUCGCCUUCACCUGAGCCCCAGCGCAACGCCCUCACAGGGACUAUCAUCUAACAGACACGCUCGCCUCAGACCUGUCUCAUCCCCCCCCUCUCGCCUCGCACUCCCGCCACAGCCGAACGGCCCUGUGGGUAAGGAGGAACCACAGACUCUCCCCCCUCCCGCCUCAUCUCCAGGUGGGAUGUCACCUGACCAACAACCAAGGCCUUGGGCUGCCCCUGGCCUGCUACAGACCCCCCCGCCCCCCUCCCUAGUGUGGUGAAGGCAAGUGGCUGCUUCUCGUAUGUUGAGACCAGAUAACCGUCUUUCACCUCAUAACAUGCCCUAGUUUAGAGGCACAAUGUUAAAACCAGGUAGGAUGACCGCCCCGCGACACUCCAGUCCAACACACAGCUCUCAGAUCAGUCCCUGCCCUGUAACAACCUACAGCUACAAUAUAUCUCCUAACCAAAUGGAAGAUUUUACUUUUAUAUCUUGUUAUUCUGUAAGUGUAUUAUAAUGUAUCUGGUGUAUUGAAUAAUGAAUAAUUUUAUUAAACUGUUCACUUUCUCAAGUGAAUUUGUGUA